Olea europaea var. sylvestris is the source of this 917-nucleotide messenger RNA. RefSeq names its product MADS-box protein defh21-like. The transcript has 6 exons. Gene Ontology annotation, cellular component: nucleus. Gene Ontology annotation, molecular function: DNA-binding transcription factor activity. The record is from RefSeq and is a predicted model, not a curated record. The coding region runs from base 27 to 602 and encodes 191 amino acids. Gene Ontology annotation, biological process: regulation of DNA-templated transcription. NCBI's taxonomy places the organism in Eukaryota, Viridiplantae, Streptophyta, Magnoliopsida, Lamiales, Oleaceae.
GCUUGAGGCAGACCAUAGAACGAUAUAUGCAAGCUAAAGGGACUUCUAUAUUGCAGCGUGACACCGGGAUGGGAGAAGUAUCAUGCAAUGAGCAAUUCAACGCAGAGAUGGAAAGAAUGAAAAGGAAAAUUACUGACAUUCAACUGAGUGUGCAAAGGUACCAAGGAAAUACUGAUAUGAGUUCUUUACAUUUGGAGGAAUUGGUUGAACUUGAGCGCCAGCUUGAGAUCUCUAUUGCCAAGGUUCGAGCAAGAAAGUUUCAGCUUCUGGAUGAGCAACUUGAAAAUCUGAAGACGACAGAAAAUUUGCUGGAGAAGGAAAAUCAAGAUAUUUACCAUUGGCUUAUGAACAAUCACAUUCAGAGGCAAGCAGAAGCAAUGGAGCAUCAACAUCAACAACAAGCAAUGACAGAACUCAAAUUACUGGAAGAGCAGCCUUUGUUGAAUCAGCUUCAAGUUUUUGGACAAGAUUUGCAUCCGUCUGCAAGUGCUAUGCCUUUUCUUCAACUUGGUACUGUACCUCUUGAUACACAUUCCUAUCGCCUCCAGCCUACCCACCCUAACCUUCAAGAAUCCGGGCUGCAAUGCUUUCACUACGUGUGAUUGUAGGCAUUUGGAUGAGAGGGACAGUUGCUGGUUGAUCAAGACAAGAAAUAAUCCUGACACUCUUCUUUUCUUUCGUUUUUGAACAACUUCUGUUCUUAAACUUAUAUAAAAAUUUUACAUUAAUCCUUUGUGCAUGACAUUGGAAUGCGUUAGAUAAAUUUGUUUGCUGAUUUCAUUUUUUAGAGUAAUAUGAUGUUUUUCUUGAUUUGGAUGUUGUAUUGGGGAGCAGUCGAAGGGGAUUUACCAUGAAGUUUCCCCACAAAACUAUUAUUUAAUCCUAAAUCAUUGGCUGUUGAGGCUAGAAUUACUGUG